GUUCUUGGCGUCUUCCCUCUCAUGGCGCCAGUGGACUCGGAUCUGCUGCGCGCGCUGGAGCAGCUCCAGGACGCCGCCGAUGCGGUGUUUGGGAGGAUCACGAGCCGCGUCGGGAUGGAGCGCGAGCGAUUGCAAGAUCUGUCGAGGAGGAUCCAGACGGUGAAGGCGAAUGUGGAUUCUAUCUCCGGGUCGAGGCAAGCGAUAACGGUGCUAUCGAGCGCGAAAUAUCCGCAGGUUUCUUCCGAUGCUGUGGAUUUCAAGCCGCUGUUUGGAGGACACGACGAGCCUCUGCCAGUCUUCAAAGUAGAGCUCAAUAUGGGGAAUUUUCAGGAGGAUGAAAACGAAGGAACGCUGGAGCUCUUUCGUUUUUUCAUGGAAACUAGCCAUGAACGAUUAAAUGUUACACCAAUGCACAAGGAUGAUGCUGAUUUUAAUGAUAGAUCCAUAGCAGACGUUCUUCCUGAGCAUACUAAACUACCAGAACAAGCUACAUCCGAGGCUUCUGGAAAAUCUACCGCGCUUUAUCCGCCACCUCAGAGUCUCACUCAAAGAAACAAUCCAGCUGCUCCAGGUCUAGAAGAGUAUGGAUUCAAGCCGACAUUGCGUCAAGUUCCUCUGUUCACUUUGCCCUCCAAAAUUCCGGACUUGCCUAUGGUGGCGGAUAUUAGCUGGACAGGCUCGAGGACUGACGUUCAGGAGUUAACAUCAAUCGUGCCUUCGGCAAGCAAUAAAAGCUCUCAAAAGCUAGAUGCUCCCAAAGCUGAAGAAUCGAGAAAUCCUUCUCAAAUUACCGUUCCUCCUGCACCGAAAAUGGAGGAGGCUCCCAUGCCGCAACUACGUCCACCCCAGCCGCCCCCUCGACUAAUUUCUCAGAACACGAAGGACGAUAGAGGAAAAAGCAUAAUCCCUCCGCCACCACCACCAUUGCCUUCUCCACCUAUGAUAAGCAGCACCAUGAACCCUGGGGCAGCAAGCAAGGACAAGGCGUCUGCAUCCUCGUCAACUCCUCCACAAGCUAUUCCUCCAAUUGAACCGAAUAGAGCAGCACUCCUUGCGUCCAUUCGAAGUCCAAACAUCAAACUAAGAAAGACCGACGUGUCCGAGAAGACAUCAGAACCAACUCAAGAAGCCGAGCCUCCGCAUUCUAAACAGGCGGACCUGCUUGCUGAGAUGGCGUCGACGCUAAAAAUGCGAAGGCUUUCAAUGAAAGGCGCCACUCACGGCAUGUCUAAAGGUUCCGACACUGGAGCAAGCUCGUCCGCGAGGUCUCCGUUGCCGGCAAGUUUUAAUCGUCUCGUCUUUGGCCAAAGCUUGGAUGAUUUUUUCUCCUUUUUUGCAGAUUGCAAACUUGAAAGCGUUCCUCCCACAAACUUCUGGCAGUGAUGGAGAUGAAGAUGAUUGGGAAGAUUAAAGAGAUGGAUUUCACGUUUGAAUUGUCCGAAGUGACAAGCGCCGUACACGUGGCAUGCCAAGUGGCAUGCGCAACGCAUCCAAUGAUCUGGAUAUGUUUGAAAUUUGGGGAAUAUUUCCC
Messenger RNA from Selaginella moellendorffii, 1531 nucleotides. Its product is annotated as WASH complex subunit 1. Gene Ontology annotation, cellular component: WASH complex; recycling endosome; early endosome. The coding region runs from base 22 to 1383 and encodes 453 amino acids. Lineage: Eukaryota; Viridiplantae; Streptophyta; Lycopodiopsida; Selaginellales; Selaginellaceae. Gene Ontology annotation, molecular function: actin binding; alpha-tubulin binding; gamma-tubulin binding. Gene Ontology annotation, biological process: endocytic recycling; exocytosis; retrograde transport, endosome to Golgi. The transcript is spliced from 16 exons. The record is from RefSeq and is a predicted model, not a curated record.